CACUGCGCUUCCCCGGUGCCUGGGGCAGGGUGCCACUCAUCCGCCACUAGUGAUCACUGAACUUUUGUGGUUGACUCGCGGUUGUGAUCAAGUGCACCCGGGUCUCAAGGUCGAACCCGAGCGUUGCCGACGCGUGCUCGCGGCCAAGGCCGCUUCGUGGCGCCUCCCCAGCGGCCGUUUAGUAUACGAUCAGGUAGUGGUGCGGAGCGCGGCAGCCGGUUCUCGUGUGCGCACCUGUUGCCGUCGGCAGCAUGUACAAGAAGGAGCGGCCCAAGCUUUCUGUAACUGCUCUGUUGUACGGCUCUGCGGGGCCUGCGGCCUCGUGGCCGACGCGACCGCUGCAGCCUCCUGAUAUUUCUCCCCCGGGCAUCCGCGCAGCGCCGGGCUUGAACGGCGGGGCUUCCAACGGGGUCUCAAGCAGCCUUCCGCCGCAGCCGUCAUUCCUGCUGAGCGGCUACGGCGCACCUUCGGCCAGUCGAUCACCGUUGGACGGUCGUCAGCUGAACAACGGACCUCCGGCCACUCCGCAACAGCAACAACAAGCCACGCGCUAUCCUCCUAACCACCCGCUGAGCGGCUCCAAGCACCUCUGCUCCAUUUGCGGAGAUCGGGCUUCGGGAAAGCACUAUGGGGUGUACAGCUGUGAAGGAUGUAAGGGCUUCUUCAAGCGCACGGUGCGGAAAGACUUGACAUAUGCCUGCCGAGAGGAGCGAAAUUGUGUCAUAGACAAACGGCAGCGUAACCGGUGUCAGUACUGUCGCUAUCAGAAGUGCCUCUCUUGUGGCAUGAAGCGGGAGGCAGUGCAAGAGGAACGGCAGCGCACAAAGGACCGUGCUGACAGUGAAGUGGAGAGCACGAGCGGUGGAGUGCCCCCCGAGAUGCCCCUGGAACGCAUACUGGAAGCUGAGUUGCGAGUUGAGCCACACACUGGCACCCUGUCGGAGAGUGUCCAGCAGCAGGACCCUGUGAGCAGCAUUUGCCAAGCGGCUGACCGGCAGCUUCAUCAGUUGGUCCAGUGGGCCAAGCACAUUCCACAUUUUGAAGAGCUUCCCCUCGAGGACCGCAUGGUGCUGCUUAAGGCCGGCUGGAAUGAGCUGCUCAUUGCCGCCUUUUCGCACCGGUCCAUAGAUGUGCGUGAUGGCAUUGUGCUGGCAACAGGCCUCGUGGUGCAGCGACAUAGUGCUCACAGCGCUGGCGUUGGAGCCAUCUUCGACCGGGUACUCACUGAAUUGGUGGCCAAGAUGCGCGAGAUGAAAAUGGAUCGCACCGAGCUUGGCUGCCUGCGUGCUGUGGUCCUUUUUAAUCCUGAGGCGAAGGGUCUACGCAGCACUGCCCAAGUGGAGGCCCUAAGGGAGAAAGUAUACGCUGCCUUGGAAGAGCACUGCCGGCAGCAGUACCCCGACCAGCCAGGACGCUUUGCCAAGCUGCUUUUGCGACUUCCAGCCCUGCGCAGCAUCGGCCUGAAGUGCCUCGAGCACCUCUUUUUCUUCAAGCUCAUUGGGGACACCCCAAUCGACAAUUUCCUCUUAUCCAUGCUGGAGGCCCCAUCUGACCCAUGAGGAAUUGCACUGUACAGGCUCUCUGGGAGAGUGGUGCCCUGCUUAUUUUGGUUAUCUUGUACAAACCUAGCCUGAAUCGGAGCAUGCUGGCAACAACUGCUUCUAAAGUUCUAUGCUGGUUCUGUUAACUGCCACAUGGCCAUCCCAGGGUGACUGUAUACGGGUAAAUAUAUACUACAUUUCCUUGAUGGAACUGCUUUCCAUCACUUUUGACUGCAGUGGGUGUCGGGCACUUCAGUAAUAUGACUUGCCCUUGUUAUGUAGACCCUUUUCAUUAUUGUAAAGCUUACUUCCGUGCAAAAGAGUUUUCCCAACUAAUGGCGGGAUAGUCAUUUUUGCAAACAGCGUGUACAAGCUCAGUUUGCUUGUAUUAUUAUGUGGAAAAUGUAGAUGUGGCUCUCCUGAUGAAACCAUGUGCAUGAGACAAGCCCCAGCAUGUGCAGCUAGCACUUCUUCAUUUGAACAAUGGCUGGUGCUGCCAUUAGUUGGGCAAAUGUGGAGUGCAGAGAAGUGCACUUGUGAAUUUUGAAAGGACUUUACAUGUUGAAUGUAUGUCUGCAAGGUUAGCUUCCACAAUAGUCUUAACACUGUUCUCAAAUCUAAUGUUAAGAGACUGCCCCCUUUUUUUUCGCUUAAGUAAUGCAAUGUAGAGGACGCUUAAGAAACUACAUGUGUGUUGUCGUAUUGCAUACAAGGCAUUAUUUUCUUUGCUGUCUUACUUAGGACAGGUAGACCAAAAAGAGAACUUAUCAAAAGGUCAAGUUUGGUUGCCGUGCACUCAUUUCUACAGUUUUUUUCCUCUCUGUGUGUGAAAUUGGAUCGUGUGCAAAGGCCACCUAUAUUUUCGAAACCAGCUAUCAUUAUGAAAAAUUGACAAAACAGGAAGACUGUAUAUGCUUGCACCACAGUGGCUUCUUAUUAAUGUCGCAGCAAAAAAAUGAAUGUUUUAGGAUAUUAUGGCUAUGUUUUCAUCCUUUUAAGAUGUUAAAUCUGUGACCUGCUGUAAUUUAAUGGCUCUGGGGACCAUAUUCUGUAUUAACAGAUGGGUUCCACCCUCAGAACAUGUCAGUUGCCUUUAUUUAUGUAUAUAUUUUUCAUGGUGCAGUAUGAUAUAUAACAUGAGUUAUGUCUCUCAUGAAAUUACUAGUUAUACAUAGUGUGGCUCUGCUUGCAUUUAUUGAGCUAAUGUUUGGUUCAGUGUGUUUUUGGUACCUGGCUAUAAGAAAAGAAAGCGCACACUUAUGUUGGCCAGCCUUCAUGAAGCAACUCACCAGUUGUCGUCAGCACAACUGUUUCAGCACAAAGUUUGUUUAGUAAGCAUGUAUGUGAAGUGGUGAAGUAGACAUGUUAAAGGCACAUUAGUUUGCUUAUUUUUAUUAUGUUUUUUGUUGUGGUUGCCUGUAGAGCACUGGCUAGUAGUGGAACAGUCGGGAGUAAGUGGAAAAUAGUUGUAUGUGAAUGCUGUGCUGCUAGAAGCUUUAUACUUUAUUCUGUGUUGUGGAGGAAUGACCUUUUUUGGUGGAUUUCCAGUGCAUGCACGACAGUCAAGUACAGGCAGCUUCAGAUCACUCGUCACAACCAAAACUCUUUGGCAAACAAUGUGCUAUGUUGUUAAAGUCAAGAUAGUAGCCAGCAGUAAUUGUACUUUUUUCACUGGCCUCUGCUUGUGUUUCUGUGUUGUUAUUCAUAUGAAUUUCUGAAACUGUGAUUUGCAGACACUACAGUUGAACCUCACAAUAACGAAAUGGGUGGAGAAAGCAAAAAAAAUCGCAUUCACGAGAAUUUCGUUGUUGCGAAAUGAGACAGCACAGAUAGGUAAUGCGUCGCAGAACGAAACUCUACUGUCAAAAUUCCGUUAGCCUACUUUGGCAAGCUUUGCUUGAGCAUAUAGAACCGCAUUGCUGACAGUACAAGUGCACCACAUGCGUCAAUCAUUAGUGGCAGCACUGCCGUGGAGCAGUAUUCUCGGGCAAUUGCUUUCGGAAAUACAAUUACUUUUGUGAGAUUUUGCGUAACUCGGCACCGGACGCAGAGCAGCAGCGCUCCACACAUGCAGUAGCAUUUCUUCAGCACACGCUGUCACCCGUAAGCACCACCACAACCGGUGCCGAGUGCGAAAGUGAUCGUAUCUCGUAUAGCCGAAGGCAGUUGGGGGGGGAUCGAGAUUAUGGCCCCUCUGCGAAAAUCUAUGUUCGCUGCCGAAUCUGCACGUGAUGCCUGUCAGAUGGCACCAAAACCAGUGUUCUGGAAGCAAGAGAUGCGUAUUCCCAGAUGAUCGCUCAAUCACGGCACGAUGCGUGGCACUCCAUGCUGCGACCGCCAUCGCUAGCGCUAUAAACAAUUCAACAUCGAUGGGACGUGGAUUUCCUUGAUUUUGCUGCAUUUUUCACACCAAGGUGCACAUACGCACUGCACUAGGUGUGCAAAAACUGUUGUCGCAUGCCGGUAGCAACAUGUGUGCCGCUUCAAACAGGCAGUCAACCCAAGAUGGUGGCCGUGACGUGUUUCCAGCGCAUGCAAUCGCUUUGGGCGCUUGGUUGUUUUUGUAAGCAAAAUUGGCGGCCCCCACACAAGCGUAAUGUGGUGGUAUUGUACACAAUUUUAGUGCAAGGCAAUCACAUUUGAGCACAUUUUGGAGCCUGCUAGCCUUACCUGAACAGGUAAUAUGUGGGGUUACGUUCUGGCAAAUUUCCUUGGUGCAGAAUUGUAGUACAGCAACAUUUCGUCGUCGAGAGGUACGAAAUGCAUUGAAUCCUAUGGGCGUUCACUGGGGAUUUGAAAAUAUUUAUUUCUCGCGGGAUUUCGUUAUCGAAGGUUUUGACUGUAUUGUCAAUUGUGUAGGCAUUGUGUAGGCAGCGUGCUAGACUACUCUUGUAAGUGAGUGGUUUAAGCACCUUUGUGCGACCAUAAAGUAUGGCAGUGCAGGAAAGUUGUAGAUUUUGAGCACCUACUACUUGCUUUUAAUCUUUUAGCAAAGCAAACUUUAAAACUAGUUUCUGUGUUAUGUCCCUCUAGACAGUGUGGUCUGAGGCACUUCAUUUCUGAAGGUCUAGAGAUGCGUGGCAAGUUGAUAUAUACGUACAUUGCUUGAAGCAGCGAAUCUCAUUGCUCGUCUUGGAGUCCAGCAAGUGCUUUCCUUCCAUAUGUGGCAUGUGUUACAGUGUAUGGAUGCUUCCUCACUGAUGUUAGCAUUCAUUUUACAGUACCAUCUGGCAUGUCAAAAUGUGCACAGUUCCUUUUUUAUUCACAAACUGGUGAUGUAUAUCUUAUACAUAAACCAUGCCAUUCAUGACAUGCAUAGCACUUCAGCACUACGCUCACUUUUAUUUUUUUUCCUUCAAGCAGUUUUAAUGCAAUUGUGUACUGUCAUGCAAAAACAUUUUUUUUUAAAUUUUUAAUAAUAAGGUCUGAAAGGCACCGCUCUUCGAUUUCUUAAAGGGCCCCUCACCAGGUCUGGUCAUUUUGAGCUGACAAGCGCUGCGCAUACAAUUUGUGCUCACAAUCAUCUCUGCUAAGUAUUGCAUUGCUACGUGCUACAGAAAGAGCUGGAAUUUCAAACCAAAUGCCAUUUACCAUUCUCCUCGCAAGCGCCAUGCUCCAAACAGUAGGGAUGACGUACAUGUGCAAGUGCGCCUAUGUACAUGUGUCUGUGCUGUGACAUCACUCAGUGACACGCGACUUCAAUAAUUAUUCAAGGCAACAUCUGUUAUCUGUGUCAUCUGUUGCUUCAAUAGACGAAUUAAAGUUUAGAGAAACAUUAAAACCCACAAACCAAAUGUAUGCGUCUUUUGUUUUAAUUCGUAUCGCAGCAAGAGACAUUUACGUCCCUUUCAUCUGCUUAUUCCCAUGUCAUGCUCGCGCACGCAGACGUCGAAACUAUGUCAUUUUCUACUGUGUUCCAGUGCGCGAUCAUGCUCUGUGAUCCGCUUGUGUCUGCCUCAGUGUUGUGUAGCACUUAUACCGCUAGUGAAGUGUUCUUGUGCACAGCAUGCAAAAUCGUGCGCUGCGCAAUACAAGACUAAUGUAACAGCUCACGCACGACACCAUCAGUGGAAGUGCGCCGUGCAGCAAAAAAGCGAGGAAAAAAAAUGAAGGUGGGGCCCGCGACAUAUGCAUCACGCGAUCCUCAAGCUCUGGUACGGGAGAACACAAAGAAGGAAUUCCGCUUGCAGAGGCUAGGCAGCACAAGUGGAGAGAGUGUCUCUCUUGGCAGUGGCACUCGCUUCCCGAAAUCAUGGGCUUGCGGCACUGGAAUAUUUCUAUCUCGGCUAUUAAUGAACCAAUUUGGAAAAUUCCUGCAGCGGAACGCUCCAUAGAGGGCAUGUAACAACUUCGAGCAUAUAACCAAAAUUUGCUACGUGGCCUGGUGAGGGGCCCUUUAAGUGAAAAUUGGAUGUGGCAGUAUACCUUCAGACUUGACCAUCUCUGCACUUUCAUUGAAAACUUGCAUAAUUAGCAUCACACUUUUUACCUUGUAUGGCAAAUCCUUAGAACUUUUGUUUUCACAUUCAUUCUGCUGUUGCCUCUACACAAAAAGGUAACAGAAAAGAAAUUGUGCAAGUCCAACACAAUCUUAGCAUCUAAAUGAAGCGAAGCUUUCAUCCUAUGGUUAGGUGCAUUUCCCAAUGUCGGACAAAGCCACAUUGAAGGGCGCACCCAUCUUCCAUUGAAGAUGCAAAUGCGUGACCUUGACUGAAAUGCAGAAACUGCGAGUUAAAAGCCGAUGUGUUUAUAUUUUCUUGCACAGUGUAGUGUCUUUUUUGCAGUUCAGGAAAAUUAAUUAUUUACUCGCGUAGUAUAUAUGCGGGGUUUUGAGGGUGGCAACUUAAGAGGGAGCAUGCUCAUGUAGCGAUGCGGUCACUACAUUGCACACGCUUGAAUGAGUUCCUCCUCAUCUUCCCGCAGAAGGAGUGCGGGGAAAUUCUAGCAGGAUGCUCAAGGUGGUCCGGUGCACGGAGUAGUACGAGCUGUACUUCAACUCACUUAGGGUAUCCAACCUGCGAGCAAAAACGUGGUCUAUUGCAUACCCCCUGCAAAACAUGAUAGCAAACUGGCUUGGGGGCAUAUUGAAAUGCAAUAUCAACUUGAGACCGUAGGUGACCUUCAUGAAAUUGAGGAUCCACGUGCUUUGGGGUUUGUGAAGAUCUACAUUAAGGUCCCCAUGACAAUUAGAGGCAUCUUCAUGUCUGUGUUGUUGUCGUAGCCCAGAGUUAUACUGAAAAGGGCAAACUGAACUAAACAUUAUUCCCUCCUUCCCCCUUAGCCCUACUCCUUCUUCUGAGGAAAGGGGGGGGGGGGGAUUCGCUGAGGCUUCCCUCUGAGCCCUACUCAGCAAGACAGGACUCUACGACAAGAAGCAAGGAAUACUUGACAAAGAAAGCUUCACAAUGCAUUGAUAUGCUUAAUGUUACACCUGUGGUCGAUAUGCUAGGGCUAGUCAGUGCGGAAUAGCACUCUUCUUUGCUGAAAAUAGAUACAAGGAAAUUUGCACUAGCGACUAGCAUAGAAAUGAAUAGGCCUAGUGGCAUAUUUGCCAAGAGCAAUAACAGUCCUUCACUUGGGUGCGCAAGCUCUGCCAGAGUGAAAAAUAUACCUGCCUCCUGGCAAGCCUAUGUCAUGCAACAUUUUAAUAGAUGACCACAAGAUUGCAUAUAUAUUAUCUUGCAAGUUUAACCUUGACAGUGCAGGCCAAGCACAAUAUUUAUUUGUAAAAAGAAUGGGACAAGCUGCUGAAUACAGAUUUUAAUGUGCAUAGCAUUGUUCUUUGACAAAAACUUAGCUACCAUUUUGUUUCUGACAAAGUUUUGCUGCUCAAAGCUCUACUCCUGAGCACAGUGUGCUGCAUACUGGGCAGCACGUGCCAACUGUUAUGGCUAGUUAGUGAUCCCGGUGCUGUGACUUCUGUCACUUUAUUUUGCUUGUUGAAGAUGUUUCUUUGUAGCACUGCAUGUCUGUGCUCGUGUUUUUCAUACUAGUGCACUUCACAAAGAGUUCAUGUCACAUGGUUUACACCAGCAUGGAGUCGUUGUGGUCGUCACAUUUUCACAUAAGCAUCUUGUAGAUAGAAUUGAAUGCAUUGUUUUGUUGUUGUGUGGGUGCUCUAUUGAGGCCCUGUCUUGGAGCUUUCCACUUGUUAAUUUUGUGGUGUCAAAACCCAAUGCUUCUCUGUUAGUUUCUGUCAUAGUAGAUCUUACAAUCAUGUUCUUGUUCGACACUGCCCUGUAGAAGUCCACCUGAUUGUGCCAGCAUUCUUUAUUCACUGAGAGCAUCACUGUGGUGCUGAGUUGCAGCUGAGUCUGGCUCAAGUGAUAAAGCCGCCAAGGCUGUGGCAGCACUAAUACAGAAGUGUCUUAUAUGCAUGAAAAAAAAAAAUGUUUUGUGGUUCUCAUCUGUCAGGCUUGUGACCUUUGCAAGCAGUUUCUUGGCAGAGUUCUGCAUCAUUGUUUUGUACACACAAUAGUUAUUAAAAUGAUUUAAAUACCGAA
Dermacentor albipictus is the source of this 8044-nucleotide messenger RNA. Its product is annotated as retinoic acid receptor RXR-alpha-B-like. Gene Ontology annotation, molecular function: RNA polymerase II cis-regulatory region sequence-specific DNA binding; nuclear steroid receptor activity; zinc ion binding. The record is from RefSeq and is a predicted model, not a curated record. Gene Ontology annotation, cellular component: nucleus; activator ecdysone receptor complex. NCBI's taxonomy places the organism in Eukaryota, Metazoa, Arthropoda, Arachnida, Ixodida, Ixodidae. Gene Ontology annotation, biological process: regulation of transcription by RNA polymerase II; anatomical structure development; cellular response to ecdysone.